AUGUGGGUAAGCAUCUCACGAAAACUUGAAGUCCGCCAUCAUACACGGGAGAUAAUCGAGUCUGCCUCACAAGCGGAAUGCCCACGCAUUGAUAACCUUGAUACUCUGCAGCGUAAGUUGUCAGACAUACUGCAAGAAUCAGGGAAAUUACUGCUUGUGUUGGAUGAUGUUUGGUUUGAACCUGGCAGUGAGAGGGAAUGGGAGCAGCUGUUAGCUCCUCUAGUCUCCCAACAUAUGGGAAGCAAAGUUCUGGUAACUUCUCGACGGGAUACAUUUCCAUCUGCUCUUUACUGUGCAGAAGUGUGUCCUCUGGAGAACAUGGAAGAUGUUUAUUUCUUGGCACUCUUCAAACACCAUGCUUUCUCUGGACCAGAAAUUGGAAAUCCACAGUUGCGUGGAAGGCUGGAAGGUUUUGCAGGUAAGAUUGCUAAAAGGCUUGGACAAUCUCCUUUGGCAGCCAAAGUUGUGGGUUCCCAGUUGAAAGGGAAAACAAACAUAUCUGAAUGGAAGGAUGCUCUAACUUUAAUGAUUGACAAAUUAAGUGUGCCUAUGACAGCACUGUUGUGGAGUUAUGAGAAGUUAGAUCCAUAUCUACAAGGUUGCUUCCUAUAUUGCAGCUUGUUUCCAAAAGGACACAAGUAUGUCAUUGAUGAGUUGGUUCAUCUUUGGAUGGCAGAGGGCCUCCUUGAUUCGUGCAACCAAACCAAGAGAGUGGAAGAUAUUGGGAAGGAUUGUUUCCAGGAGAUGAUCUCUGUUUCAUUCUUUCAACCAGUUGAUGAGAAAUACUCUCACACAUACUAUGUUAUACAUGAUCUCCUUCAUGAUCUGGCAGAAUCACUCUCCAAAGAGGACUACUUCAGAUUGGAAGAUGAUAAGGUGACAGCAAUACCAUGCACUGUUCGACAUCUAUCUGUCCGUGUUGAUAGUAUAAUGCAACACAAGCAAAGUAUCAGCAAGCUACAUCAUUUACGCACCAUUAUCUGCAUAGACCCCCUAAUGGAUGAUGUAAGUGACCUUUUUAAUCAGAUACUACAGAAUUUGAAGAAGUUGCGCAUAUUAUUUUUGUCAUCUUACAUCAGUAGCAAGUUGCCAGAAUCUGUUGGUGAGUUGAAGCACCUUCGGUAUUUGAACAUCAUCAGAACACUAAUUUCUGAAUUGCCAAGAUCAUUGUGUACUCUUUACCACUUGCAGUUACUUCUAAUAAAUGAUAAAGUUGUGAGUUUGCCUGAUAAACUCUGCAAUUUAAGGAAGUUACGGCAUAUUGAAGGGCAUGAUUAUAGAAUAUACGAUUCAUUCAAAAAAGCACUGCCUCAAAUUCAUAACGUUGGCAAGUUAACUUCGCUUCAACAGUUUGAGAAAUUUUCUGUGCAAAAGAAAAAGGGAUGUGAUUUGCAAGAGCUGACGGAUAUGAACGAGAUCCAUGGCAGUUUAAGUAUCACAAAUCUUGAGAAUGUCAGUGGGAAGGAUCAAGCCUUAGAAUCGAAGCUGCAUCAGAAAAGUCAUCUUAGCAGCUUGCACCUUGUCUGGAGUUGCAAGACUAACACAAAUGCAGAGAAUAAUGUACAUUUGGAGAUCCUAGAAGGCUUGAUGCCACCGCCUCAACUUGGGAAUCUUACAAUUGACGGUUACCAAUCUUCAAAAUUUCCAGGCUGGUUACUUGAUGGUUCAUAUUUUGAGAAUUUGGUAUCAUUAUUCUUUGAAAAUUGCAGCACAUUGCAAAGCCUACCAUCCAAUACAGAGUUAUUUGGGAAUUGCACUUCACUUGUCCUCCGUAAUGUGCCAAACUUGAAUAGAUUACCUUUUCUUCCACUAGGCCUUCAGUUGUUAAGGAUAGACAACUGCCCACUACUUAUAUUUAUUUCCACUGAUGACUUGGAGCAUCAUGAUCAGAGAGAGAAUGUCAUGAGGACAGACCAUUUGGCAUCACAACUUGGUUUAAUCUGGGAUGUGGAUUCAGGGUCACAUAUUAGGAGUGUACUCUCAUUGGAACUUUUAUUUCUAAAACAGCUAAUGAUAUUGAUGCAUGCUGAGGUGUCACAUGUUCAAAACCUUGAGAGUGCUCUAGAAAGAGAGGAAGGUGAAGUACUGGUAAAAGGGGAUAUCAUCAAGGCAUGGAUACACUGUCACGAGCAGAGGAUCCAACUCGUGUAUAGGAGCAUUGAGCAGCCGCUGGUCGCACCAUCAGGACUUCAUAAACUUUCUCUUUAUUUAUGCAGUAUUACAGAUGGAGCUUUAGCUGUUUUCCUUGAUGGCCUAGCUUCACUGAAAACAUUGUUUUUAGAAGAGAUUAUGACUUUAACCACACUUCCUUCAGAAGAGGUUCUCCAACAUUUGACAAAACUUGACUUCUUAUUCAUCAAAUAUUGCUGGUGUCUCAGGUCAUUAGGGGGUUUACGAGCUGCUACCUCUCUUUCAGAUUUUAGAAUGAGUUCCUGCCCUUCUUUAGAAUUGGCACGUGGAGCAGAAUGUUUGCCAUUAUCCCUUGAGCGCCUCAGUAUAUUCGACUGUGUGCUUGGAGCUGAGUUCCUCUUCACCGACUGGCCAAAGAUGAAUUAUAUUCUCAUAGGCAGUUACAGAAGCACGGCAUGCUUGUCUGUUGGUAGUCUCACCUCUGUUAAAUCAUUCAUACUGUAUCACUUGCCAGAUUUAUGUACGCUUGAAGGAUUGUCUUCCCUGCAACUUGACCAUGUACAUUUGAUUGAUGUUCUGAAACUCACCCCUGAGUGUAUCUCCCAGUUUCAAGUCCAGGACUCACUCUAUGUUAGUAGUCCUGUAAUACUCAACAACAUGCUCUCGGCUGAAGGUUUCUCACUUCCAGCAUUUCUCUCUCUUGAAGGAUGCAAGGACCCACUUGUUUCAUUGGAAGAAUGCACAAAUUUCGCAUCAGUCGAGACCCUAAGAUUUGGUGGUUGUCAAAUGACUUCCCUGCCAACAAAUCUGAAUUGCUUCUCCAAUCUGAAGAGUCUCGACAUCUAUAGCUGCCCCAACAUAUCAUCUUUACCAGAUCUGCCAUCCUCCCUCCAGUACAUAUGUGUAUGGGGUUGUGAGCUCUUGAAGGAGAGCUGCGGGGCACCUGAUGGAGAAAGUUGGCCAAAGAUCGCGCAUAUCCGCUGGAAGGAAUUUAUAGUGUGA
Molecule: messenger RNA, 3132 nt
Organism: Triticum turgidum subsp. durum (durum wheat)
Lineage: Eukaryota; Viridiplantae; Streptophyta; Magnoliopsida; Poales; Poaceae
Source: the annotation of a GenBank genome assembly